AUGGGCAAGGCUGUCAAAGUUGCUGCCAUUCAGGCUGAGCCUGCCUGGAAUGAUCUCCAGGGUGGUGUUACCAAAUCCAUCUCACUCAUUCAAGAAGCUGCCAAGAACGGUGCAAAUGUCGUCGGAUUCCCAGAAGUGUUCAUCCCCGGUUACCCCUGGAGCAUUUGGGCCAAGUCUCCAACAGAGAAUACCGAGUUCAUGAACGAGUACUUCCACAACUCGCUGCAGAGGGAGUCUGAAGAGAUGGACCGAAUCCGAGCUGCUGUUAAAGAGGCCGGAGUCUUCGUUGUCCUAGGCUACAGCGAGCGUCACAAUGGCUCUCUCUAUAUCUCUCAGUCUUUCAUCGACGAGAACGGCGAUAUUGUCCACCAUCGCCGCAAGACCAAGCCGACUCACGUGGAACGUGCCUACUAUGGCGACGGUCAAGGUGACUCCCUUCAGAGCGUGGUGCCCUCUUCCUUCGGAAAGAUCGGCGGCCUGAACUGCUGGGAGCAUACGCAGCCCCUUCUUCGAUACUAUGAGUAUUCUCAAGGUGUCGACAUACACGUUGCCAGCUGGCCUCUCCUGUGGCCUUCCCACCGUGCAGACUGGCCCUACCAUAUCACACCUGAGGCUUGCCUGUCCUUUUCGCAGGUUCUCGGCAUGGAAGGGGCGUGCUUCGUCCUUGUUGCCACCCAAGUAUUAAGUGAGGAGAACAAAGAAAGGGUCGGCUGCAAGGACUUCGCCUACGCCCAAACACCUGGUGGAGGCUUCACCAUGAUCUAUUCACCGUUCGGCGAGUCGCUUGCGAAGCCAUUGGCUCCCCAUGAGGAGGGCAUUCUGUAUGCCGUGGUUGACAUGGACCAGAAGCUUUCGGCGAAGCAGAACUUGGACGUGGUUGGACAUUACUCCAGGCCCGACAUGUUGAGUCUGCGUGUCAAUGCUCAUCCCUCGAAGCCGGUCUUUUUUGCCAACGAUCUGUAA
This is a messenger RNA of Diaporthe amygdali, 963 nucleotides long. Its product is annotated as Nitrilase. The transcript is spliced from 3 exons. NCBI's taxonomy places the organism in Eukaryota, Fungi, Ascomycota, Sordariomycetes, Diaporthales, Diaporthaceae. Gene Ontology annotation, molecular function: catalytic activity. The coding region runs from base 1 to 963 and encodes 320 amino acids. The record is from RefSeq and is a predicted model, not a curated record.